Messenger RNA from Scylla paramamosain (green mud crab), 1338 nucleotides. RefSeq names its product actin-3, muscle-specific-like. The transcript has 2 exons. The coding region runs from base 98 to 1228 and encodes 376 amino acids. The record is from RefSeq and is a predicted model, not a curated record. Lineage: Eukaryota; Metazoa; Arthropoda; Malacostraca; Decapoda; Portunidae.
CAUUGAUGUUACUUCUGAGGACGCACUCUUCCUCCUACCAGUCUCUCUCAGGAGCUCCCGUUGGCCACUGGUCCAGGUGCGUUGACAAUCUAUCACCAUGUGUGACGACGAGGCCACCGCACUGGUCUGUGACAACGGCUCCGGCCUCUGCAAGGCUGGCUUCGCCGGUGACGAUGCUCCACGAGCUGUCUUCCCCUCCAUCGUCGGCCGCCCUCGUCACCAGGGUGUGAUGGUGGGCAUGGGUCAGAAGGACGCCUACGUCGGCGACGAGGCACAGAGCAAGCGAGGUAUUCUGACUCUCAAGUACCCCAUCGAACACGGCAUCAUCACCAACUGGGACGACAUGGAGAAGAUCUGGCACCACACCUUCUACAACGAACUCCGCAUUGCCCCUGAGGAGUCUCCUGUCCUGCUCACUGAGGCUCCCCUCAACCCAAAGGCCAACCGUGAGAAGAUGACCCAGAUCAUGUUCGAAACAUUCAGUACCCCUGCCAUGUACGUGGCCAUCCAGGCUGUGCUGUCCCUGUACGCCUCUGGCCGCACCACUGGUAUCGUGCUGGAUUCUGGUGACGGCGUGACACACACUGUCCCGAUCUAUGAAGGUUACGCUCUUCCUCACGCCAUCAUGCGUCUCGACCUCGCUGGCCGUGAUCUGACAGAUUACCUCAUGAGAAUUCUCACCGAGCGAGGCUACUCCUUCACUACCACGGCUGAGCGAGAAAUCGUCCGUGACAUCAAAGAGAAACUGUGUUAUGUAGCUUUGGAUUUCGAAGGAGAAAUGGCUCAGGCAGCUGCUUCGACCGCCAUAGAGAAAUCUUAUGAGCUUCCUGAUGGGCAAGUAAUUACGAUUGGCAAUGAAAGGUUCCGCUGUCCCGAAGCGUUGUUCCAGCCUUCCUUCUUGGGCAUGGAAUCCUCAGGUGUUCACGAGACCGUCUACCAGUCCAUCAUGAAGUGUGACGUGGACAUCAGGAAGGAUCUGUACGCCAACACCGUCAUGUCUGGCGGCACCACCAUGUAUCCUGGUAUUGCUGACCGCAUGCAGAAAGAAAUCACCACCUUGGCUCCCUCCACCAUCAAAAUCAAGAUAAUUGCUCCUCCUGAACGUAAAUACUCCGUCUGGAUCGGUGGCUCCAUCCUGGCCUCUCUUUCUACCUUCCAGUCAAUGUGGAUCACCAAGGAGGAAUAUGACGAAUCUGGCCCAGGCAUUGUCCACCGCAAGUGCUUCUAAAAUCUUAGAUAUGAGCAUUUUAUAAAUCUGAACAGUUAUUUCACAAUCUUUUUUGCCCUCCUACUUUCAACGCAUUGUCGGUAAAGAAUUAAAAUCCCCUACCAUCGUUC